Molecule: messenger RNA, 3321 nt
Organism: Rhincodon typus (whale shark)
Lineage: Eukaryota; Metazoa; Chordata; Chondrichthyes; Orectolobiformes; Rhincodontidae
Gene: ap1m3
Product: adaptor related protein complex 1 subunit mu 3
Exons: 12
Coding region: 278-1552 (424 amino acids)
Biological process (GO): intracellular protein transport; vesicle-mediated transport
Cellular component (GO): clathrin adaptor complex; clathrin-coated vesicle
Molecular function (GO): clathrin-cargo adaptor activity
Source: RefSeq, a predicted model, not a curated record
UAUAAUCAUGGCUCUUCAAGCCCAACAUCUCGAUUUCCCUUGUGCUGUGUAGUUCAGUAUUUGAAUGUUUAUGCGCUGUAAUUAUAUACGGACGGAUGCUCCCCCCUACCCCCUGCCCCUUGGAUCAUGCUCCUGCUGCCUGGAGUUACAAAGCUGUCGGUAUCGGUGACCAUGACGCGGAGGAUACGGAAACAAGUAAGACUAACAUUGGCGAGGUGACAGGCGGCACCCUGCGGGCAACACGGACUUGGCUGGUUCCUGAGCUGCUCGGAGAAUCAUGUCAGCUUCGGCUGUUUUCGUGCUCGACCUCAAGGGCAAGGUCCUAAUAUGCAGAAACUACAUGGGUGAUGUAGAUAUGAAUGAAAUUGACUACUUCCUACCGAUGUUAAUGCAGAAGGAGGAUGAGGAGAUUAGUUCCCCGUUCCUCAUCCACGGACGUGUUCACUUCCUCUGGAUAAGGCACAAUAACUUGUAUUUGGUAGCAGUGACAAAGAAAAAUGCAAACGCGGUGCUAGUUUUUGCAUUUUUAUAUAAAAUUAUUCAGGUUUUCACAGAAUAUUUUAAAGAGGUCGAGGAGGAAAGUAUUCGAGAUAACUUUGUUAUUGUUUAUGAACUUUUGGAUGAGUUGAUGGAUUUUGGAUUUCCACAAACGACCGAUAGUAAGAUUCUCCAAGAGUACAUCAUCCAGCAGGGACACAAGCUGGAAAUUGGAGCACCCCGUCCCCCUGCCACGCUCACAAAUGCAGUGUCCUGGAGAUCAGAGGGUAUCAAAUACCGAAAGAAUGAAGUAUUCAUUGAUUUGAUCGAAUCUGUCAAUUUACUGGUGAGUGCGAAUGGCAGUGUCCUGAAAAGUGAGAUUAUUGGAAAUGUAAAGCUGAAGGUCAUUCUCUCAGGAAUGCCUGAACUACGACUCGGUCUUAAUGAUAAGGUUCUUUUUGAGAUCUCUGGACGGGACAAGGCUAAAUCUGUGGAACUGGAAGAUGUAAAAUUUCAUCAAUGUGUGCGCUUGUCUCGCUUUGAAAACGAUCGAACCAUAUCCUUCAUCCCCCCAGAUGGAGAGUUUGAACUUAUGUCUUAUCGGCUGUACACUCAGGUAAAGCCCUUGAUCUGGAUUGAGUCAGUGAUUGAGAAAUAUUCGCACAGUCGAGUGGAAAUUAUGAUAAAGGCUAAGAGUCAAUUUAAACACCGUUCUACGGCAAACAAUGUUGAGAUUUUAGUACCAGUUCCCAGUGAUGCUGAUUCACCAAAAUUCAAGACAAGUACGGGCACUGCAAAAUGGGUACCAGAAAAAAACGCUGUCCUCUGGUCGAUCAAGUCUUUUCCUGGUGGCAAAGAGUACUUGAUGCGGGCUCACUUUGGUCUCCCAAGUGUGGAGGGUGAGGAACAGGAGGGGAAGCCGCCCAUCACUGUCAAAUUUGAAAUUCCGUAUUUCACUGUGUCUGGGAUUCAGGUGCGCUAUCUGAAAAUCAUUGAAAAGAGUGGCUAUCAAGCUCUUCCCUGGGUUCGGUAUAUUACACAGAGUGGAGAUUAUCAAUUGCGCACGAAUCAGUAGAAGUACAUUGGAAUUUCCAAGAAUGCAAUUUGUAACAAAGUUAUGAAAAAGGAAAGAAUCUUAACUGUUGACUCCUCAAGACAACAACCUUGGUGAUUACAGAUUCUACAGAGAGAAGAUUCAAAAGACAGUUCCUACCAGAACAGACAGGAAACUGUGACUGUGACUUUGAUUUCUUCGUUGUUUCUGGAUAUAUGUUAGGUUACUAUUUCAUUACUAUUCCUUUGUUGUUACUUGGAAACAGUCAGGUCAAUGUUGCCAGGCAGGUUAAUUGCUGCUCCCUGCGGGAUUUUCUGUCGUACAGUUUUAAUUUCUGAUGGUAAUAAUGCAGAAGAUCACAAUUAAAGCAACAUAAUUUGAACAUUUUCACUGAGCUGAUACGGACGAAGGUGUGAUGUCUAAGGGCAUAAUGACAUAAAAACUAGAAGCAGGAGGAGGCAAUUUAGCCCCUCAAACUGCUCCACCAUUUGAUACGAUCCUGGCUGAUCCCAUUUUGGCCUCAACUCCACUUUCCUACCGAAUCCCCAUAAUCCUUUAACCUGUUACUCAUUAAAAAUCUAUCUCCUGACAUCCGCUGCACACGCUGGAGUAGUGAAUUCCUUAAACUCACAACCCUUUCAGAGAAGCAAUUCUUCUUCAUCACUGUUUAAAUCUGUUACUCCUUAUCCUAAAACUAUGCCGUGUGAGUCUAGAUUGCCCCACAAGGGGAAACAUCCACUCUACGUUUACUUUGUUAAUUUCCAUCAGCAUCUUAUAUAUUUCAAUUAAAUCUCCUCUCAUUCUUCUAAACUCUAGCGAGUAUAAGCCAAAGGUGCUCAAUCUCUCCUCAUAAAACAAAUCUUUCAUCACUGGAGUUAAUCAUCUGGAUCUUGUCUGAACUGCCUCCACAUCAAUUGAUAUAAGUGAAAUUCCACAUGUAUAUCCACAGAGAGCGAUGAGGAGAAUCUGGUUCCUUUGUUUGUGUGUAACUCUUGUUCCUCUUUGCCAUUCCCAACCCACAACCAAACCCCAAAUUGUCCCUCUGAUUUCUUGUUUUUUUUACGUAGGGAUGCACCUCUGGAAUCAGAAGUGAAUAUCAUUGUAACAUCUUGCCUUCCAUGAAUUGUAUCCAUGUCUUCUCACUGGGCAAAAAUAAUUGGAAAAAAUAUACAACAAAAACAAGUGAGAGAAAUAGAAGGAUAAAUGUUCUUAUUGUCUGCUUGAAGAUCUGUUACAAUGAUCCAGUUUUAUGUGACAACUUCUUGUGUGAUCAAGAAGCAUUUGCUAUCUUGUGGGUAGAUUUAUUUUCAUGAGGUCACCAUUGUAUUAUGCCUUAAUGUUUGCCUGUCCAUAACAAUUCCACCAAUAUUAAGGGGAGGUUGUGGCGUAGUAGUAAUGUCACUGCAGUAGUCAUCCACGACCAAACUAAUGCUCUGGGGCCACGAGUUCAAAUCACACCUUUGAGACGAUCUGGAAUUGGAAGCAAGGCACUGCCGCCUCAAAGCACCAGGGACCCCAGUUCGAUUCCAGCCCUUAGGCAAUUGUCUGGGUGGGUUUCCUCUGGGUGCUCCGGUUUCCUCCCACAGUCCAAAGAUGAGCAUGUUAGGUGGAAUGGCCAUGCGAAAAACUGACCUAUAGCAUUCAGGGAUUUGCAUGUUAGGUGUUUCUUUUUAACUGCAAAAAUAUACUUUAUUCAUAGAAGGAAAUCUUUAUGUACAUACACAGUUAAUGAAGUCAUUCUGGUCUAUACUGUAUUACAGAGAAUAAAAUAAACAUUGGUGUUCGCCUUU